Messenger RNA from Staurois parvus, 789 nucleotides. Lineage: Eukaryota; Metazoa; Chordata; Amphibia; Anura; Ranidae. The record is from the annotation of a GenBank genome assembly.
AUGUACUUUUUUCUUAGUAACCUCUCUGUGUUGGACACUUGUUACUCCUCCACCACUCUCCCGAUUAUGAUAUUCAAUUGUGCGACAGGCAACAAAAAGAUUUCCUUUGUGAAUUGUAUUGCACAGUUGUAUCUGUUCGUCUCCCUAGGUGGAGCUGAGUGUAUUCUUUUGGCUGUGAUGGCGUAUGACCGUUUCGUUGCCAUAUGCAACCCAUUACGUUAUCCGGUGCUCAUGAGAAUGAAACUUUGUGCCGGCCUUGCAGCUACAUCAUGGUUGAGUGGGUUUCUUGAUUCUAUCCUUCACACGGUCAUGGCUUCCAAACUUACAUUCUGUCAGAGGGAUGAGAGUGUAAAUAAUUUUUUUUGCGAUGUUCCACCAUUGGUACAAGUAGCCUGUAACCCCACCAAGACCAGCAAAAUAUUAUUAUACGUCGUCAGCGUGUUCCUUGGCUUCACCCCAUUUCUUUAUAUCGUUAUAACCUACGUCCACAUCAUCUCCACCAUCAUGAAGAUCAAGUCUUCUGAAGGACGAUCCAAGGCCUUUUCUACCUGCUCCUCCCAUCUCAUUGUAGUCACGGUGUUCUACAGCACAGCUAUCCUUAACUACCUUUCUCCAUACUCCGAGGAUCCUUUAGGUAGCAAAGAAAGGUCUCUUCUAGAAAAUUUAGCAUCUCUCUUGUACAGCAUUCUGACACCAGUCGUAAACCCAAUAAUAUACUGCCUGAGGAACAAAGAAGUCAAAGGGGCUUUGAGAAAAUAUUUCCAGAGAUUUUAUUUCAUGACUUACUGA